Messenger RNA from Phytophthora infestans T30-4, 964 nucleotides. RefSeq lists its product as uncharacterized. Lineage: Eukaryota; Oomycota; Peronosporomycetes; Peronosporales; Peronosporaceae. The record is from RefSeq and is a predicted model, not a curated record. The transcript has 2 exons. The coding region runs from base 1 to 936 and encodes 311 amino acids.
AUGUUUGCGGACAGGUUCUACGACUCGCGACUCGUACACGUUUCAAGUCUUGGAGGGCUAGCGAUUCGUGUAGCUCCACCGACGAAAAACGCAAAUUUGUCGGGGCAAAUGGACCAUUUGCCGCGUGUUUUGCUAGUGGAGAAAUUUGCGAAGCAGCAACUAGCGGUGGAAAGUGUUCUACGUCGUGAGGGUUUCCAGUGGGACCUAGCCAAUAGUAGUGAACAGGCGAUAUCCAACUUUACUCGCCAGCCUGCCACAGGCGCUUUAGGAGCCAGCGGUCCUACCUACGAACUCAUCAUGCUCAGUGACUCGCUCACCGACAGCGAAGUGCGCGCUAUUGACCGAUUUGUCGGUCCCAAGGAGCGAACGAAGCGAAUAGCCGAACGUAAGGUGCUUGUUUGCGUGGUUGUGUCUGCUGGGUGUGACGUCCCCUUCUCGAAGACAAUGUGCCAAGCGUGUCGACGAGCACAAGGCCGUCGUGUCAGGACAGAACCGGUGGCUUCAGCUGCAAGUAGAACUCCAGAGCCGCCUUUAAUGGCUUGUCCUCAUUGCAGCCUGGUGACGGAUUCAAGUGCCAAAGCAACUCUUUUGUCCCCAAUUCUAGCAAACAUUGGCCAGGCUAUCGUGUACAAGCACGUGAAGACUGCGACGUUGCAUCGGCUUGCUGAAAUGUGGGCUACUGAUGUGAUUAAAGGCAGCAGCCCAUCAGACCGCGGGCCACGACACUACGGGGAAACUCAUUUGGGUCUUACCCCGCUCUCGUUCUUUGCUGAAGUGGACAAGCAGAUUGCAGCAGCCAAGCGAGGCGUAUUCUUGUCCGAUCAUCACGUUCCAGAGAUGGCACUUAGCGCCAAGGACACGGUACUAGCCCAUCGCCUAGCACCAGAACGGUUUUCAAUGCUUCCGACGGACCAGGUCCGAUCUGCAUCUGCAUAACACGUUAAUACACUUUCUUCUUCGGUCA